UGCAAGAUAAUUUCUAGUGGUAGUAUUUAUUUUCAUUAAGAUUAGUAAUCCGGGUGCGCAAAUCCCCAAGAACAGCGUCUCCAUGGUGUUACGCAGACUCCUGAGAAAACGCUGGGUCCUGGGUGUCGUUUUUGGAUUAUCCUUGAUCUACUUUCUUACCAGCACCCUGAAGCAGGAGGAAAGGACAGUACGCGACCGGACCUUGCUGCAGGCCAGGGACCCUGAGCACCGCAUUGCAUGGAGGGUUCGCUUCAAUCUUGGCAACAGCAGCAGGCAGAUAACACAGUGCAGGAACUCUAUACAGGGUAAAACACUUCUCACAGAUGAACUGGGUUAUGUUUGUGAGAGGAAGGAUCUGUUGGUGAACGGCUGCUGCAAUGUGAACGCCCCAAGCUCAAGGCAGUACGUCUGCAAAAGCUGCCUGAUCAAUGGCUGCUGCAGCAUCUAUGAGUAUUGCGUGUCCUGCUGUCUCCAGCCUGACAAGCAACCUCUGCUGGAGCGAUUUCUCAACAGAGCGGCGGAGGGCUUCCAGAACCUAUUCACGGCAGUGGAGGACCACUUCGAGCUGUGUUUGGCUAAGUGUCGUACCUCUUCCCAGAGUGUCCAACAUGAGAACACUUACAGAAAUCCACAAGCAAAGUACUGUUAUGGAGAAAGUCCCCCUGAACUUCUGCCCAUGUGAGUUGAGGUGGCCUGCAGAUGUUCUUCAGUUCGAGUCUACAGAUUGGACGACGAGAGAGAGAAGCGGCCAGAGCAGCCGGAUGAGGAGGAAACCAUGAAUGACCCAGAGUAAUAGGGUGGAACUCCUGAAUUCACCUCCAAGUCCCAUGGGCCUCACUUAUCACACUAUUGCAAUGUGCAGUGGACCCCAAUGUGACAAAAACAACCACAGCCUCGUAUUGGAAAAACACUGAAUUUGCACUUCAUAAGUGCAUAGAAAGCCUCAUUACUUGAUCACUGAUGACUAUCAGUUGUCAUUGAUUCACCAUUAGGGAUUCACAUGAUGUGAUUCAGAAAUGAAGAGGAGGAAGACGUAUUUUACAGACUGGCAUAACCUGCUGUCAAGUGGGGGAAAAAAAAUAUUUACCGGUAACCUGUAGUCUCUGUCAAUGCUCUGUGAACAGCUAUUCAGCUACCAACAAUGUGACUUGUGCUCUGUAUGUAAUGCAUGUGUUGUGUGGAUGAAAACAUGGGUGUGCAUUUAAGCAGAAAAAUGUGAUUCAGUUUCAUGCCCUGACCCCCUCUUGUACCAAAAGGUUUCUGCAUGCGGCUUUGACAAGGCAGUAACCCUUUUGCAGACUGACAUCAUUCAUUUCCUGUAACACUUGAAAUUGCACUUUUUCUUCUAUAAAACGUGUUUUAAAUUGCAUAUGAGGCCUAAAGGCCUGGGUGUUGAUUCUCCAAAUGCCAGGUAAUGUAAUCCUGAGUAACAGAUUCACCAUCUUGUAAGUCCCAGUUUUGAUCAA
Megalops cyprinoides (Indo-Pacific tarpon) is the source of this 1466-nucleotide messenger RNA. It is a transcript of the gene spring1, whose product is annotated as SREBF pathway regulator in golgi 1. The coding region runs from base 83 to 682 and encodes 199 amino acids. The transcript is spliced from 5 exons. Gene Ontology annotation, biological process: positive regulation of SREBP signaling pathway. NCBI's taxonomy places the organism in Eukaryota, Metazoa, Chordata, Actinopteri, Elopiformes, Megalopidae. The record is from RefSeq and is a predicted model, not a curated record.